UUACCCCCUAAUGCGUCGAAAGCCAUAACGUCGCGAAUACUUCAUCAAUCAACGUGAUUCAAAUUGGGAACGAGCGCAAGGACAGCGAAGCCACCGCCGCAGCUGACGUGGCAGCACGGGCAGCAACCAAAGCAGCAGCAGCAGCAGCAGCAGCAGCAGCAGCAGCAGCAGCAGCAGCAGCAGCAGCAGCAGCAGCAGCAGCAGCAGCAGCAGCAGCAGCAGCAGCAGCGACAGCAGCAGCCGCCCGGUCAGAAGCAGCCGCUACUGUAGCCACACGGCAUUCGUGCCGA
This is a messenger RNA of Closterium sp. NIES-67, 290 nucleotides long. NCBI's taxonomy places the organism in Eukaryota, Viridiplantae, Streptophyta, Zygnematophyceae, Desmidiales, Closteriaceae. The record is from the annotation of a GenBank genome assembly.